CUCUUUACCGCCGUUUCUCUGACUGUGAUGAAGAGUUGUGAAGAGGCGUAACCAGAAACAAACUGGGAAAACUCGGGAGUUCAGUGGUUAUCCCCGAACACAUCUAUCGAAUUACAGACUGGAUCUUCUCCGUUACUUUUCCUCCGUGUCGGAGGUGCGUGGACGGUCCCGAGAAACUGAAGAUGUUUUGGAUCUGACGCAGACCGAGAGGCCGGGGGCUAAGCUAACAGCUCAUUACUAGAGCUGAUGGCUAGGCUAAGCUAAGCUAGGCUAGGCUAAUAGCUCCUUGCUAGAGCAGCGGGAAGGCUAGGCUAAGUAACAGCUUCUGUUGUGACUGGACCUUGAACUUGCGGAAACUCUUAUAAAAGCAGUAGGUGUUUGAUUUUUAAGAUAUUCGUUUUCAUUUUCUGAGAAGAUAAAAUACUUUAUUUUGCUUUGAUUUUGCGGUGGAAGCAGUUGUCUUAUCGUGGUAGCAGGCUUUGUCAGCAGGUUUGUUUGCGGGAGAAAGACCGCUCAGCCGGUGCGCGGAUUCAUCCAGGACCACCGCAGGUCAGCCCUGCUGGGCGUGGUGAUCUCAGAAGGACUCGCUGAUAGCGGUGCUGCUUUCUCUGGACCCUGUGCUCCCCAGAGGAUAGUUAGCAUGGAGGCUGCGGAGCCCCACCGCGGCAACUCGGAGCGGUUACAUAACGGCAGCAGGUCGGCAGAGAAGCGGCUGAACGUCUCCUCCUCCUCCGCCUCCUCUUCAGCUCCACUGUGACACUUCUGCACGCAAACAGACCCGCAACAGCAGCAGCAGCGACACGACGCCGACAGCCUCAGCAUGGAGGCGGUGUGACUGCUGACAGGCUGAACCCGCUCAGAAGAUGGAGUCCAACCCGCUGAUUAACGCUUUGGACCCGUCCAUCACACUGUGGCAGUUCCUGCUGCACCUGCUAGAGGACCAGCGCCAGCGCCACCUGAUCUCCUGGACCGGCGAGGACGGAGAGUUCAAGCUGCUAGACGCAGAGGAGGUGGCCCGCCUCUGGGGGCUGCGCAAGAACAAGCACAACAUGAACUACGACAAGCUGAGCCGCGCACUGCGCUACUACUACGACAAGAACAUCAUCAAGAAGGUCAGCGGUCAGAAGUUUGUCUAUAAGUUUGUGAGCCAGCCCGACCCGGCGGCGCCAGACGGGCCUCGCGGCGCUGAGGAGGUCCCGAAGAAAGACGCCUGCGACCCAAUCGGCCAGCUGAAAGGCGUGGGGGGCGUGGCCUCAGUUUGCCAGUCAAAGGGCUCUGCCCAGCGCCUGGCGCCCGGCGGCGCCCAGAAGAGCUCCAGGAACGACUACAUGAAAUCUGGUCUCUACUCCACCUUCACCAUCCAAUCCCUGCAGGCCCCGCCCAACCCCCGCCCAAUCAAAUCGGAGCUCCUGCUGCAGCCGGACCCCGCCCCCAAGGCCAGAGAGGUGAGCCUGCUGCCAGAAGGCCGGCCCUCCUCUCCAGCUGGUGGCGCUGUGGACUCGCCCCGCCCCGUGCCGGCGGUCAGCCCGCAGACCGCCUCCAUCAGCCAAUCACAGAACCCCCCCGGCCCUCCUCUCAGCGACCCCCCCCACAUCUACCUCACCAGCGUGGGCGACUCGCCCCCUUUCGCUCCCCUAAUCCCUUUGGCUCCCAUCGGGGGCCGAGGUCCGGGCCGAGGUCCAGGCUCCGCCCCCGAUGGGCCGCCGACCCCCUUGCUGGAUGACCCCUCGGCCCCCCCGUCCCACCCUGUGUUUGUCAUCAUCAACCCUUCGCCCCCGCCCCCUCCCCUCAUCAAGGAGGAGAACCUGCCGUCGGAGGAGGAGCUGCUGGAGAUGGUGACCCUGCAGAGGAAGCAGGCGGACCAGGUUCCCCAGCUUGUCUGUGGCCCAGCAGAACCAGAACCGCCCAUCACCAUCGUGGAGAGCCCCCCUCCUCCUGGGCUGGACUCCCAGCAGGAAGUGGAAGGGGGCGGGGCCAAGGACUCUCCAGCAGAGCCCUCCGUUGCCACAGUAACGUGCUCCGCCUCAUCUUCGGCAUCGACCUCGCCGUCCUGCGCCGGGCCUCCCAAACCCAAGAAGCCCCGGAUCCUGGAGCUGCCGUCCUCGCCCUCCCUGCCGCCCGGCCUCUCCCUGGAUAAGGUGAAUGCCGCCGUCAACAGUCUGUUGGCGCCGGGCGCUGCCAACACUCUGACCCCAUCCGUCAUCACAUCCCACGCCCUGACCCCGGUGCUGCUGACGCCCAGUGCUCUUCCCUCCACCAUCCACUUUUGGAGCACGCUCAGUCCCAUCGCCCCGCGCUCCCCGGCCAAGCUGUCCUUCCAGUUUCCGGCCAACGGCAGCAACCAGAUCCACAUCCCGGCGCUGAGCGUGGACGGACUCUCCACCCCGGUGGUUCUGUCCCCGGGCCCCCAGAAGCCCUGAUCCCGACCCCAAGACUCCCUUUGGACCGAAUCUUGAGGCGCUUACGCAGCGCCACCUGCUGGAGACCCAGACCAUGAAAAUGAGGAUGGCAGGUGGACGACCUUCAUCCUCAUUAAAGCCCUUGUCUUCGUCAGAAUGAUGCGGGGCGACGCCGGGAACACAAAGCGACCGGAACCAGAAACUGAAGCCGGACGGAGGUUGACUGACUUCUCUGUAACCAUGGCAACGCUCAUCAGCACCGCACCGGUCUGAGAACUGGGAGGAAACGUCGGCGCAGACGGAACUUUGGGAUUCUGUUUAUUUAUGCUGGAUUUGCUCCAGACGUUCCUGAUCCGACUUGGGUCGGAUUAAAGAUCCAUUUUACAGACCGAGCUCUGCUCUGAUUGGCCGUACUGAAGGCCACGCCUUCCCCGCAACAGACCAAUCGCAGAGCAGCAUCUGCUUCCUCCCUGCAGGGGGCGCUCACGUUCCUCUGCCUGGAUUUCAGAUCUAGACUCAAACCUGUAAAUGUUCCUCUGUUGCCACAGAUCGGUUCUGUUGAGGCGGGUUCGAUCAGAACCGCUGAACUGGUUCUGGUUGCCAUGGUAUCUCGUUGAUCCACAAUGGAUCUUUGCUAAAACUGAUGUUUUAGAACCAGAGUGCUAAGUCUGGAUUGUUUUGCCUGAUCGGAUCAGAACCUCAAACCCAGCUGGUGUAGAGCGGUUCCGACGGUCCAGUUUCAGGAAUAUCGGACCGUUUCUGUCCGGAGAACUCUGACCUUUAGGAUCUACUGCCUGCUGUGGUUCCGACCAGAUCGGACUGGAUUCAGGAAGUUUCUGAGCUGGAAGCUGGAAAAUGAUGAAACUAUUUCUAAAAAAAAACUGAAUGUUUUUCAGGACAAAUGUUGUUGAACGGAGGCACUUUACUGAGGAUGAGGAGGAGGAUGAAGGUGGGGUCACCUUUUCUCACUAAUGUUGAGGUUCUCCAGUUUGGAGAAGACUGUUGUUAGCUGUGGUUGCCAUGGUAACCUGACAUGACUGUUGCCGUUGCCUUGAUAGUGUUUCUGUGAGUCGCUGCCGCAGGCUGGACCGGAUCCGUUCCCCACACAGUGUCUGACCUUUGACCUUUUAGGGAACGGUCCAAUCAGAAUCCACUGAACGCAGUGUCCUGCAUGCUCGGACGCACUUACACAGUACACUUGUACACUGCGGUCUGACCUUUCCCUGUUGCACUUUGACCUUUCCCUGACACUCCGACUUGGACGGACUCUCAUACCAGACAUGGUCUCGGAUUUGGACACAGCCGGGUCACAGACGCCACGUUUGGACCUUCCACCCUUCGGACCCGGACCAUCAGAAACUCGGUCCUGAUGAGGAACCGGGACUUCUGAGGUCCGGUUCCUUUGGCCUGAGUUCUGGUGCCGACUGUGUCCUGAUGAUGGGGUUUCCCAGCCUCUGCGGGUCCCUGAAUGCAGCAUGACUAUUUUUCUACCAGAGAUCCGAGUUCAUUUUGUUCUCAAAGUUGCCUUAAAGAUCCUGAGCAGCAGGAAGGAGGUUCUGGAAGAUUCUGUCCGACCAAGAAGCCAUUUUUGUGGACCAGAACAUUUCUCUCACCAGCAGAACCUGAAGAAUGUCUCCACCACACCAAUCACUCAGCAUUUCCUCCUGCUGCUCCGUGUGGUUCUGUUUGAUGGAACUGGACCCGACUUCUGAAGGUAUCUGCAGAACCCAAAGCUCCAUUCAGACCCGACCCAUUCUGUGUGUGGGUGGCUCUGUCUGUCUGAGGUUCUUCUCAGCAGAUGGACCUGAGGAGGUCUGAUGGAGGCUUCAGCAGAACCUCAGAGUUUGUUACCCGGUUCCUUGGGCCAGAACAUCCUGAGUCACUAUCCCUGUCCCAUAACGGGGCUCCAAAGCCCCACGAACCGUCUGACGACACUAAAGUCUUUACGUGUGACACUGCUGUCAGGUGGUCCCUGGCUCCGCCUACUGGUGGCGCUGAUGUUCUAGAGUUUUCUUUCUGAUCUGCUGAUCUUUUCUUUUAUUAGUUCAGUGUGGUGGGCGGGGCUAAAACCCUAUUUGUAUUAUGUCCCAUGAUGCUUUGCAGACAGGAAGCUCCAGAACGUUCUCUGUACAUACAUGAUGCUCCUGAUCACAUGACUGUUUAACCUGUACUAUGUGACUGGGCCGACCAAUGACAUGUUUCUGUCGUCACUCCUCAAGGCAUGGCCCCGCCCCUCCUCCGCUGCCAUUGGCUGGAGGGUUGAUUGAUGUAAGGGGCGGGGUCUGCGUUUAUUUUUCUGGGUCUGACGACAAACUUUAAAUCAAAAGAUAUUUUUAUUUGAUGUAAACGUUGUUUUCUACGAUCGCAUCAGGAAAUAAAGAUUCAUCCGAG
This is a messenger RNA of Gambusia affinis (western mosquitofish), 4790 nucleotides long. It is a transcript of the gene elk1, whose product is annotated as ETS transcription factor ELK1. Gene Ontology annotation, biological process: cell differentiation; regulation of transcription by RNA polymerase II. Lineage: Eukaryota; Metazoa; Chordata; Actinopteri; Cyprinodontiformes; Poeciliidae. Gene Ontology annotation, cellular component: nucleus. The transcript has 11 exons. Bases 864 to 2420 code for a protein of 518 amino acids. Gene Ontology annotation, molecular function: DNA-binding transcription factor activity, RNA polymerase II-specific; sequence-specific DNA binding. The record is from RefSeq and is a predicted model, not a curated record.